Messenger RNA from Cannabis sativa, 1330 nucleotides. RefSeq names its product acyl-CoA--sterol O-acyltransferase 1-like. Gene Ontology annotation, biological process: lipid metabolic process. The transcript has a single exon. The record is from RefSeq and is a predicted model, not a curated record. Bases 1 to 1125 code for a protein of 374 amino acids. NCBI's taxonomy places the organism in Eukaryota, Viridiplantae, Streptophyta, Magnoliopsida, Rosales, Cannabaceae.
AUGGAAGAAGAGCUUAGCAACUUAAUCAAAGUAUGGCUAACAGUUUUCAUAUCCUUGUGUUAUUGCUACACAACAAGUAAAAUUGUAUCAAAAGGUCUUCAAAGACUGGUUUUGUUACUCCCAAUAGUAUGUCUCUUUCUCUAUCUUCCUCUCAAUCUUUCUUCUGUGACUUUUACUGGUUUGACUGCAUUUUUCAUUGCUUGGCUUGCCAAUUUCAAGCUCUUACUUUUCGCUUUCGAUAAGGGCCCUUUGGCAUCAUCUGAUCAUCACCAUUCUCUUGGGAUUUUUGUGGCCCUUGCUUGUCUUCCGAUCAAGAUUCAACAGAACAAACCUCCAUUGAAAAAACCAGAAGAAUCCGAAUACAGAGAAUGCCAAACACCAUCGAAAUCUUAUGUAAAUGGCCAUAACAAGGAAAACCCUUCUGUCAAAACGCCUGAUAAAGGCCGAGUUUCUCUUCUAAAUUAUGCCAUAAAAGCAGUUUUAUUGGCUUUGGUUAUAAAGGUCUAUGACUACAUUGACUACAUCCAUCCAAAGGUCAUGUGGAUUCUUUACUGCUUUCACAUAUACUUCUUCCUUGAGCUGGUCUUAGCUGUAAUGGCUGCCUUGGCUCGAGUUCUUUUGGGACUUGAGCUCGAGCCACAGUUCAACGAGCCGCUUCUCUCUUCCUCGCUCCAAGACUUUUGGGGUAAAAGAUGGAACCUUAUGGUCACCAACAUCCUACGACCGAGUGUAUAUGAACCAACCCUUAACUUGUUCAAGAAUUUCCUUGGUCGUGAGUGGGCAUCAAUCCCAGCUGUUAUGGCUACCUUCAUGGUGUCUGCUCUAAUGCACGAGCUAGUGUUUUACUACUUAGGGCGGCUGAUGCCCAAUUGGAAGAUCACCGCCUUCUUUGUUCUCCACGGACUGUGUUUGACAGUUGAGAUUGUUUUGAAGAAGGCUGUGGCAGGGAGGUUUCAGCUACCGAGACUGAUCUCAAGAGCAUUAACAGUUGUAUUCGUUUUCAGUACCUGUUUUUGGCUGUUUCUUCCUCAGCUCCUUCGGUUUCAUGCUAAUGUUAAAAUGUUCGAGGAGUGUGCAGCAGUGAGUGCCUUCUUGAGGAAUAUCAUUCAAUCAUUUACUCACUGAAUCUUUCCAAUCAUUAGUCUUCAGGUAAUAAAUUAGUAAUCAAAAAACAAGAGAGUUUGAGAGGUUAUUUAUAUCUCUACUACUGAGUUUGUUUUUCUGUUAUCAUCUUUUUCAUAAUUGGAAGGAGAUGUUCUUGAGAAAGCUCUAACUAAAUGUAGAUCACAUUGACCGAACUACUAUAACUCGUUGCGUGUUCUUCGUGCAA